AUGGCUGAACCAUUUGGCCUAGCAUCCGGAACCCUUGCUCUGGCGACGCUCGCAUUUCAAAGCAGCGUCUCACUUUAUGAGACAGUGAACAGCUUCCAUCCGCAUCCGAAACGUGUGCGCGCUCUUCUCGGUGAGCUUGAAGCUUUAAGCACCGCGCUAGCUUCCCUCGUUGACCGGGUGAAAUCGACCUCUGAUGUCGGUCACUCAGUCCUGGAUCUGCCGCUAUUGCGAUGCGAUAAUGCCUGCAAAAAGUUCCGGCAGGAGGUAACCCAAUGUACGUCGCGAUUGAACAGUAACCGGGCAAGCUUCCGUGACUGGGCGACGCUGACGUACAUGGGUGAUAAAAUUGACGAUUUCUGCGAUUUGCUGGCAGGAUAUAAGGCCACGAUCAAUACUGCCUUGACCGAUGCAACUCUACGCCAAUCUACAGUCACCGUUGAAAGCACCGGAAAAUACGAGGAUCUCAUCCACGAUGCGAAGGAUGACCUGGGAGCUCAAAUUUCUGCAGCCCGGAUGGGUAAUCAACCAGUAAUCGAACUGCUCCAAGCUGAAGUUGACGAAAAUGACCAAAGCUUUUUCCGCGUUCUAGUUGAUGGGCUGUCUAUUAAAUACAUCACCGUGGAACCGGACAUUUACAGCACUGAGGAUAUGUGCUUUGGCCCUUCUCUGGUGUCGGUCUUGCCGACAUUCCCCAUUGGUGACUGGAAUGAUGGAUUGGUGGCUAAAAACCCGAACGACGGCAAACCAUUCUUUGCGCGUGUCUGUCUGGCCCCAUUCCCCGGCGUUCAGAACACCUGGCAUGAAAUCUAUGUCGAUUACUUGGAUCUUUCGAUCGGUCGGAAAUUACGAACAGGUAUUUAUGAAGCCAAAUCAUCGUUAUCUGAUGAUAUUAUUGUCGUCAAAUUCGCUCGUUUUCCGUGGGAGGUUCAAUACAUCGAGAAUGAAACCACAGCAUAUCAAUGGAUAUCCGGCCAUAAUAUCGGGCCGCAAUUUCUUGGUCACUUAACAGAAAACGGUCGAGUGAUCGGGUUUUUAAUGGAACGCAUUACCGAUGCACGGCAUGCUAGUGCUGAGGACAUUGAGGUCUGCAGGGAGGUAUUGUCUCGACUGCAUAACCUAGGGGUUCGACACGGAGAUACCAAUCGAUUUAAUUUUCUCAUCCGUGAUUCGAAGGCUACUUUGAUUGAUUUUGACACGGCCCAGAAAUGCGACGAUCGUGACUCCCUUCUACAGGAGUCUGAAGAAUUAAGUGCAUGUCUCAAAGACAUGUCAGGUAGAGGAGGUGGAGGUCUCCUUUGA
This is a messenger RNA of Penicillium cinerascens, 1299 nucleotides long. Its product is annotated as alpha-galactosidase A precursor. The coding region runs from base 1 to 1299 and encodes 432 amino acids. NCBI's taxonomy places the organism in Eukaryota, Fungi, Ascomycota, Eurotiomycetes, Eurotiales, Aspergillaceae. The transcript has 2 exons. The record is from RefSeq and is a predicted model, not a curated record.